Molecule: messenger RNA, 2232 nt
Organism: Haliotis rubra (blacklip abalone)
Lineage: Eukaryota; Metazoa; Mollusca; Gastropoda; Lepetellida; Haliotidae
Product: hillarin-like
Exons: 8
Coding region: 1-2232 (743 amino acids)
Source: RefSeq, a predicted model, not a curated record
AUGGAGGUUUCACUUGGAGCCCAGGACGAGUUUCCCGACACGGCAAAACAGAGAUGCCUGGACUUCAAAUGGAACAACCGUUACCCUCGACCUGAGCUGCCAAGGCAGAAGAAAGACGAAAUAUUCCUACUUGACCAGUACAGGACGCAGGAUAAGAAGACUAAGCAGGUGUCAAUAGAUGGUGUCUACAGCAUGCGUGAUUUGGUUACCAAGCUAACUGUUGGCUUAGUGACUGAUCUGGACAAAGUAAGAGCAAUCUUCACUUGGCUGGGAGCACAGAAAGUCCUGAGCAUGGAUUUCAGCAAGUCUAAAAUUCAUGAUACAGUCAAGGGCUAUUUGAAAAUAGUCCAGCAAGACAGGAGCACCUACACUGAGAUCAUGGCCAUGUUGUGCCGCGAAGCUCGUGUUCCAUGCGUCGUCCUCUCUGGUCCAGCUAAGGGGGCAAACUACAUUGUCGGCGAGGAGGUCAAUGGGAGGAGCUCGUGGAACGCUGUCUAUGUGGCAGAAGGGUGGAGGUUCAUUCAUGCACAGUGGGCCUUCUCUAGGAUCUCAGGGCAGGAGAACUGUGACUGGGUGAUGCUCGAAUCAGAGAACGGGAGAAUGUGCCAGGAUGUACCGAAAAAAAUAGGCAAAGAAGAAUCAGCCAUUAACGAAUUCUUUUUCCUAACGGAUCCUGAAAUAUUCAUCCAUUUUUGUUGUCCAGAUGAACCUCAUUGGCAGCUGCUCAAACUGAAGGUGUCUGUUGAAAAGUUCACGUCGAUGCCGUAUGCUCAACCACACGCUUUCAAAUCCGGGAUAACUUUUAAGCGAUCCCAAAGUUGCAGUCAGAAGGCCGAGCAUGGUGAAUGUCGAAUUAGCUUGUCGGCGCCAAUAGAUUCUAAACCAAAACUCUCCUAUGACCUGUUCCUACAAAGAAACGAGUUCACAGACACAUCGCUUCUGAGCGGAAAGGAGAGUUUGGUGAUCCAAGGCAACAUACAAUCCACUGGCAUUAUACCUUUCUUCGUAAGAUGUCUCGUGAAAGGAACUUACAGGUUAAGAAUCUACAAAGAAUUUAAAGAAAAGAAAUAUUGGCUGUGUGAUUUCAAGAUAGACUCUGAGGAGGCAAAACCAUUCUGUUCCUCUUUUCCAUUCCUCACGGAAAUAGGAUGGGGUCCAGGUCCACUGGCUAAGCACUAUGGACUGUAUGGGUUCUCCCACGAGGAUGGUUUGGUCCUAACUCAUGAUGCCACGAUGGUCGAACUGUCUUUCAAAAUGUCUCGAACGCUGAUCUUUCAAAUUCAGUUGAAAUCUGACAGUAAACCAGACAAUGAACUGAUGCAUGCUGCAAAACUCGACAUCAGAUAUGAUCAGGUUAGACUUACCGUGGUAGUGCCAGAUGAUGGAGAGUAUGUCCUCAAGGUCGAUGCUAGGAAAGAGAGUGAGAAGGAGACUGAUACAAGAAAUAUCCUAAACUAUGUGAUCGAGUCGGAUCCGAAACAGAGGAAGUACAAAGGCAGAGAUAAUGCAGCCCAGAAGAAGACGAGACAGAACAUGAGAGACGCCAUCCGUGCUGGUAACAGAACUGUCCUCUCUAUAGCUAUAGACAGAUUCCGGAAGCAAGAGUGUGAAGACAAGGGUGAUCUAACCAAGGCCACUGAAGUCCUGGAUGAGUUGGACACAAAAGAAGAUUUGAGGUUUGCAAUGUUGAAAAACCGUUUCGACAAGCUGGAGAAUGCAAUCACGAAGGCGAAGAGUUCUCCAAGAAGUGAACGAUUCCAGACACUCGUCAUGGCAGCCAUUGAACAGAAGGAUAAACUUCAGGUCCCGCUUCCUUCAAACAAAGGACGACCUGAAGUUACCAAAAGAACUGUUGCUGACCUCAAAUCCUACAAGACACCCCCUGCUGUUGUUCAUCAAAUUCUGAAGGCUACAUACAUGGUUUUGGGAGAGAAAAUCUACAUGCUGGAUACAUGGUCCAAUAUCAGAACCUUGCUGCACAAGAGUGGUCGUGAGUCCCUCGACUUUCGACUGCAGAAUGAUCCUGGUUUUGACGUAGAUAACGACGAGCUUCUUCUCUCUGAAGCCAAGGCUAAGGACAUCUUGAACCAAUAUGAUCUCCAGACUGUAGCCAAGAUGUCACCAGCCGGCGAAGCUUUGUUUUCACAGACACAGCUGCUUCUGGAAAGGCGAGAAGAAGCUCGGAUGAAGGAUACAGAGGAAAAUGAAGAUAUCGGCAAUGGUGAAGCCUAG